Macroventuria anomochaeta is the source of this 2096-nucleotide messenger RNA. RefSeq lists its product as uncharacterized. NCBI's taxonomy places the organism in Eukaryota, Fungi, Ascomycota, Dothideomycetes, Pleosporales, Didymellaceae. The record is from RefSeq and is a predicted model, not a curated record. The transcript has a single exon. The coding region runs from base 1 to 2070 and encodes 689 amino acids.
AUGCUGAAGGCCAUCGUCGUCGCGGCACUUGCUAUCGAUGCAUCAGCAAUGCCUACUGGCAAUGUCGAGCGUGACUACAACACCAAUCUCGAGGUCAAAUUUUCGGUCGCAGAUGGCUUUCUGGAUACACCCAUCGAUGGCCGCAUCGUGUUGAUGUUCGCACCUAGCGAAAUGAAUCCUCUAGAAGACACGGAUGUCACUUCCUCUCCCAACAAGAUUUUCGGCAAGAACGUGUAUGACUUUGGCCCGAAGAACACGGUCAUACUCUCGGGAGGAAACAAUGACAGUACCGCGACUAAUGUUUUCGGGUGGCCAAAUGUUAGCAUGAGCGAUGUCGAGCCAGGCACUUACAGUGUGCAAGCGUUCCUCACCAGGUACGAGACGGUGACCCGCAGCGAUGGAUCAAUAGUAAGCCUUCGAUUUCCAUGCGGCGAUGGCGGGCUAAAUGUCAAUGGCUUUGGUAGCUUGACAACGUCUACUACCGACAUUGAAAUCACCGGGGGCGCGCAGACUGUCGAUCUGGUCUUCAAUAAAAUAACAGCUGUGGAGGCCUUCACUGGCAAGGAGAUUGGAGGAUGCAACCAAGGCAACUACGAAGACACCGAAACGCUCAAGCACAUUAAGGUCCGCAGCAAGAGAUUGAGCAAAUUUUGGGGUCGCGACGUGUAUGUCGGAGCUAACGUUAUCCUGCCCGCUGGUUAUGAUGCGAACGACACCAAGACACGUUACCCCGUCAUCUACAACCAAGGUCAUUGGCCAGCCGGUCAAGGAGCCUACAACUAUGGGGACGACGAGAACUUCACAGCAGCUUGGGACUCGGGGAUCAUCCCGGCCUCCAACACAACAGCCGAACUUCCAACGCCCAAGUUCAUCGUCGUCACGUUCCGCCACGAAGCGCCUUACUACGACGACUCUUAUGCAGUCAACACGGCAAAUCUCGGGCCUUACGGUGACGCGAUCAACGAAGAGCUAAUCCCACAUAUUGAAGACACCUUCCAUACCAUCCGUGCGCCGUACGCACGUGUCCAGGAUGGCGGAAGCACCGGCGGGUGGGAAAGCAUCGCCAACGUCAUCUACCGUCCCGACCUCUUUGGUGUUUGUUUUUCAUCGUACCCCGACUCCUUGGACUUCCAUCGUCACCAGGACAUCGAACUGUACACUGCCACAAAUGCAUACCAGCGUGCCAACGGCAGCUUCGUGCCCAGCAUCCGCACAUUCGUGAACGAUACUCAGAAGGUACUGGCGACUGUCGCGCAAGAGAACCAUUGGGAACUCACAUUCGGUACAUCAUCCCGCUCAUUCAAUCAGUGGGAUGUCUGGAACGCCGUCUUUGGUGUACAAGGCUACAAUGGCUACCCGCUCGAGCCAUGGGAUAAAGUGACUGGCGAAAUAUACCCUGAGGCAGUAGCGUACUGGAAGCCGUUCGACCUCAGCGAUUACAUCGUCACGAACUUCAACUCUUCGCGCAACCUUGGCGCCGCACUUGCUGGUCGAAUCUUCAUCUACGUUGGCACGUGGGACAAUUAUUUUCUCAACGAAGGUGUCAUAGAGUUCCAGAAGCGCACUGAUGCUGUUGGUGGACUUGGAUGGGCGAACGUCACGAUCUUGCCUGAGAAGCCGCAUGGUGGAAAUUAUCAGACUCGUGAGAUCUGGGAUUACCUGAAGUUGGUGGAACGUUGGGUUAAAGACCAUGCUCCUGAUGGUUCGAACCCACUGUCAUCUUCCUCUACUGCCCCUUCUACUCGUGGAAACGUGUGGGAAGACGUUGUCGCAUACGGUGGACGCGGAGCUGCGGUCAAACGUCAAGCGGACCCCAAGAUUAAGGCUGACAAAGCCAAGGUGGGUGGAGAGAUCAUUGCCAGUGUGGGUCGGUGGGAUCCUGGUGUCAGGCUCUCAGCGCAAUGGAUCCUGAAUAGCAAGCCUGCAUGCGAGUAUUUCCGAGUUGAGCAAGGGGAAAGUGUAAACUACACACCGACCGCGAAGGGUCAUGUACAGCUCCUUGUUACUGGUGAAAAGCGGAAUUAUGUGACAGAGACAAGGAAGAGUCAGAGAGUGCUUGUUGGGAAGUAGAGAUUUGGACAGUGCAACAGUCAGAC